UAUAUAUCUAUAUUAUAUAUAUAAGCUGCAUGGCGACAUCGGGUAUGGAUAUGCAGCACCUGGGCCAACUUGUCUUUUCACAUCAAGAUCAUUCGAAUACUGCUUCUCCAUUGAACAAUGCGGGUCCCGUUAACAUCCACGAAACAUCUAAAGAUGAUCUCCAUAGAAUCCCUGAAAUAUCAUUAGAGCAAGGUCUUGCAGCGGCUCCAUUUGUUUGUCUAGUACCCACUCAAUUAAUUGCCCCGCUAUUGGCAUCGAUAAAUAUUGAUACUGUAACUUCAGAGACAGACAUAGUCGAUCGAAACCCAAACUCAAUGUUCAAUCAAUUUAAAGACGUCAUUAACCAACUGCCUACCCAGCAUACAGAUAUAAUAGAGGAGAUAGUCAACGAGUUCAUAGCAUACGAGGAUUCAGAGCUUGAUGAUUUACAAUUCAAAGGUAUGAGUUUGUGCGGGGAUAAUAGUCUCAAACCACAAAUAGACUUAUUACCUUUAGAAAGUGAGAUAUUUGAAAAAAUGGUUGAUGUAGCAAUUCCAAGCAAUACAAUGGAAAGAAAGAUACCGAGAGAACGUUUAGUAAUUCAUGAUGAAAUGGAAGGAAUUGUAACUACCAUAGAUGAUUCUCUUAAAAUUGAGAAGGUGGAUACUACAAAUGACAUAUUCAUUGAAUCAAAUAUUUCAAAGAUUGAGAAGAGUGAUGAUCAAAGCCCGAAUUUAAAACGUCGUUUCGAUGAAAUUGAUACAUCUGGUUUUGAUAUCACUAUCGAAGAAUCAGUAAAGAAACUGACGUUUUUAGAGACUGAUGAACUUACCGAAAGAGCAAUGGAGGAAUUAAUAUCAUUGGUACAAAAAUUGUCGUCCGAUGAUGUAACAAUGUGGACACCAUUGGAUGGCCGUAGUAUCUUAUCUACUACAUGGCUAAUGUCACUUCUGGAUAAACUUUAUCGAAUCAUGAAUAAACCAAUGUUCCAAAAUUUCCCACUUGAACAUCUUCAAAAAAUACAAAGUGUUUGCUUUGCGAACAUAUCCGAGGUUCUUGAUUUAACAAAUACACAUUCGAAAUCUCCCCAUUUUCUUGAUAUUGCAUUUAACUCAUUGAUGGCAUCUAGGAAUAUUCUAUUCAUCUUACAAACAAGAUCUGAUAAGCAACUUUUUGUUGAUGAAUAUCUUCGAGCGGUGAUAGAUCUAACUUACAACUUAACUGAAGUAGUUUCUGAGGAUAUUGUGACUUUUGGAAGUCUUGUGUCUGAUGUGGGGCUUAAUUUAAGUAUACUUUCAGAAUAUAUUUUGCAUAAUAACGUGGAUGAACAAAUCCUCACACGUUUGGAAUAUCUAUCCAUUCAUGCCAUUUAUUCAACUCUGUCUAAAUUAGGUAAUCAUUUGGCUAUGGAAUCCCUUCGAUUCAAUGCUAGUACACUUCUAUGCACCAUCUUCAAACAGCACCCGGAUCAGCGGCAUUUCAUUCUUGAAGAAGUUUUGUCAAAUUUUACAACCACCACCACCUCUAUCCGUCAAUAUAAGCUUUACAGAGGUGCCUCUAUUCAUAUGGUUUCAGCUUUGUUAUUGAAUUUAAUACAAUCUUUCGAUUUGUCGAAAUUUUCUAAAGCUUCACAAGAGUGUAUCAGUGGGGAUCUGAUAGAAAAAUCAAGUAAGCGGAAGAAUCUCAAUGAAGAUUUACUACAAUUACAAAAUCAAGCUGUUACGACUGCCAACGAUAUUGCAUCAGUAUUGGUGACAAAGCUUAGUAAGAACCCAGAUCAAGCUCAUAAGACGUCUAUGGAAGGUCUUUUAGAAGAUUUGUUAUAUGUACUUCCAUUCCCUGAAUGGCCAGCUUCAGAAACUCUCCUUUCAUCAAUUAUGCGAUCAUUUAUGCGAGCUGUUGAGACUUCUGGGUCAUAUCCGGCGAUAGUAGAAACUUACGUCUUGGAAAUGGCUGGGUCAAUAGCAAUAAAGAUUUUAAUGUUAAGGAAACAUGAAGAAGAUGGAAAUAUAUUUGAUGAAUUUGCACUUCCGACAUUGGAAUAUGUACAAAUUCAAGUGAAUAAAAAUAAGUUUUUUGCACCAGCAUUUAGGUUCUUAUUGUUAAAAUACUUUUGUCAAUUAUUACCUAUACUAGAAAAUAGGAAUGAGAAUGAUAUCGGUACUGGACUUGAAGCAUUGGGGUCUGAAUUAGAUGACUCACAGAUUGGGAUUAACCCCACAUCCGUUUACGAGGUGUUAUUGGAUAUACUUGCGAAUGAUGCUAUCGUUUUAAACCAUUCAAUUGAAGAUUAUGAUUCUAUCAAUCUAUAUGGACAGAUUUUGUUGAAGCAAGAUCUAUUUCAACAAUAUGAUGGGUUUAUUAGGAUUCUCGUUCAAUCUUUGGACAGUUCCAAGGUGAAAUCGAGGAGUAGGGCACUCAAGAUUUUAUCAUCACUUGUUGAUAUUGAUAGAAGUUUAUUAAUGUCUUCAGCAAUCAAGGAAUCCUUUAUUAAUAAGUUUUCUGAUUCAUCGCCAAUGGUCAGAGAUUCAGUGAUUGAUCUUGUGAGUAAAUACAUGGGGACUAACCGCGAUAUCAUACAACAAUUCUAUCAGCCAAUUUGCGAGAGAAUGGCAGAUUCGAGUAUUCAAGUUCGUAAGAGAGUUAUAAAGUUGGCCAAAGAAAUGUAUAUGAAUAGUGGAGAUUGUCUCAUUCAAGCGAAUAUUUCCGUCCAGAUGUUGAAAAGGUUGGAUGAUGAAGAAGAAGUAAUCGUGGAGAUGGUAAAAUCCUACCUAUUGGAAUUAUGGUUCAGUAAAGGGAAUAAUGUGCCCGUAAUAAUUGAGGUUAUUUCCAAUGGCAAUUCAAAAGAAUUAUUUGAAAGAUUCGUUGAAUUUGUCAGUGAUAAAUUUAAGUUGAAGCAAAUGAUAGAAACCGCUUUGGAUAAGGUAGUGGAUGGUUUUGAUUUGAAUAUACUGGAAAAAUGUAUGAUGUUAAUAUCAACGCUAGUCAAAUGUGAUGGGAAAUUAAUGUCUCAAGAUCAAUUGGUUGCAUUACAACCAUAUCUAGUCGACGAAAAAACUAAUGGACAACCAAUAAUGUUAUAUAUUUUACAGACACUCAAAUUUGUGGUGAAAGAACUUUCGGUGUUGCGUAAAGAUUUGCUUAUUUCAAUCGAAACUUCAUUAUUGCGUCGUUUGACAAAGUUUAAUGCUCGAGAGCUCUCUGAGGCAAUGCCAUGUCUCUGGAGAAUAAGUCUGAUGAAUGGGAGUACUGUUAAGAUUGCAAAUGCAUCUAUAAUGUGCCUUAAUCAUAUUAGACCGUUCAUCAGUAAAGCUAAGCGCGAAGGAUGGCUCAAAUCAGAUCCAAAAUUAAGGAAAUUGCUUCACCUUAUUGAAAGUUUUGGGGCAUAUUGUCUGUUUGAAGAGAAUAGGAAAAUGUUUUUACAGGCAAAUGUUGGCCUUAAACAAAAUGAAACAGUAGUAAGUCUUAUCACGAAAGUUUUACUUUUUUUCUGCUCCACUCAAGGGAUGGACCCAGUCCUUAGAAUGACCUCCAUAAAGAAUAUAUUAGGCAUAUGUGCAUCGCACCCAACUUUAUACACGUCAGAGGCUAUUUUGAAGGUUUUGGAUAGAGAAUUUGAGGCUGGAAAUAUUGAUACAAAGGUAGUGAUCAUUCAAGGAAUCAUAGAAUUUUUGGAGAAGGAAGAUCUCGAGACAAAGAAAAGGAAUGGAGUUCUGGCCAAGCUAUCUAAAGAUGUCAAAUUGGAUGUGGCUGUGUUUCACGGCCACAAAACUAAAACCUAUGUUAAUGACGGAAUUUGUACCGCUAUAAUUCAAAGGUAUAUUCGUUCCAUUCUUCCUCUUUGCUUUUAUGAUGAGGGAAAUUUGUCAAUUAUACCAAUUCAGUACUUGCAGCAUGUUGUAAAGCUGGGUUAUGCGAAUCCAAAAAUUUGUAUUCCCCUGAUUAUUGCAUUGGAAUCGACUUCAAACAGAUAUGUGAAGCUUAUCGCCAUGUCUAUGCAUCAAGAACUAGUGGAACGUCAUGAAUCACUCACGGGUUCGAGUUAUGUCGAAGCCAUUAAGAUAGCUACCCAAUUCCGUCUCCAUUGCUUAAAUGGCAACAAUGUUCGAUUGUCAAAAGAGCGAUUCUUUUUGAAAAAUAUAUAUUCCAUCGUGGCAUAUAACCGGACAUCGAGGAAGAAAUUCAUUGUUGCUCUUAGCAAAAUCUUUUUGUUACAAGAUGAAGACGACAUCGACAAUGCCAAGUUUCAACGAGACCUAGUUAUGUAUACUGUAUUGAAUUUGGGAACCGUACGGUAUUCUGUACUCGAAGAUGUUUUUCUUCUUGUGCAUAGCAUUGAUCAGACUAUUCGUAAACGAGGUCUUGAUCUUUCUGAACUGGUGGAGGAAUUUAAGGAGGAUAAACUAUCGCCAAAUGAUUUAGAAGCGCAACGCCUUCUUCUCAUGUCACAAACAUUGCUCAUUAUGAUUUGCUUCCGGAAUUACAUAGUUAGUUCAUAUGGUAUUAGUCAAAUCCAAUUAGAUUCGUUCAACCCAUCAAGAGUGGAUGCCGAACUUAGGCAACCUCCUAAAAUAGUUAGAAUGGAUGAAUUUGUACUCGAUACCGUCGCCCUUGAUAAUGAUUUAACAAGUACAGAAACUCAGGUUCGACUCAUCACAACUUUCUUCGAACAACUUGAAGAAGUCACUAAUUAGUAAUAAAAAUAUAAAAGUUUACUUAUCUAAUCUACGUAGACAAUGAGAUGUGAUAAUAAUGAGGCGCUACGUCAUAUGUGUCUCAUGUGUCUUAGCUGAAAAUAUGUCUCAAUAUUAGUAUGUGUAUUCUCCUAAUU
Messenger RNA from [Candida] anglica, 4810 nucleotides. Lineage: Eukaryota; Fungi; Ascomycota; Pichiomycetes; Serinales; Debaryomycetaceae. The record is from the annotation of a GenBank genome assembly.